Molecule: messenger RNA, 1566 nt
Organism: Serpula lacrymans var. lacrymans S7.9
Lineage: Eukaryota; Fungi; Basidiomycota; Agaricomycetes; Boletales; Serpulaceae
Exons: 5
Coding region: 1-1566 (521 amino acids)
Cellular component (GO): nucleus
Molecular function (GO): DNA binding
Source: RefSeq, a predicted model, not a curated record
AUGCCUAUUGCCGAGAAACGAAAACCUCGCGACAAGCCUUGCCCAUACAACCACCAGCCGAGAGCAGCAAAAAACAAAGAUGCACCUGCAACUUCUGCAAAGCCUCCAGUGCAGAGAUCAAGACAGAACCUUACACUAGCAGACUGGCUUACUGUCUUCACCUACAUUGAUACCCACCCCAAUACACCACAAGCAGACAUUGUUGCACACUUUUGCACCUUGAAAUCAGGAGCGCUGAUCUUCACGCAGUCGACUUUAUCACGGAAACUGAAGGAUUGCAUCGCAUUGGAGGCUUGCAUCAAUGACAAUCCAAGUGCUUUGUCAGCAAAAUACCCACGGAUCGUGACAAGACCUGAUGUCAAGAAGGCCUUAGUCCUGUGGAUCCAGAGCAUGGAAGCCAGGGGCAUGCACUUUACUGGGCCAAUGCUGAAGAAGAAGCGGAAGCACUUUGAAGAUAAUUUUCAGGUGCCAAUUGAGGAGCAGCUGAUAGGUGAUGGAUGGGUUGCAUCCUUUUGUAGGACCUACAACAUCCAAGAGUAUGGCCAGCAUGGUGAGGCAGGGUCAGUUGAUCUUGAUUCAGUCAGUGCUGAGCGUGAGCGGUGCCAUAAAAUUCUCUUGCAAUAUGCUCCGAGAGAUCGGUGGAAUUUUGACGAAACAGGCUUAUUUCCAUUCGCUCCACCAGACCGAGGCCUCGCAACAAAGCAAAUGAGUGGGAAGAAAAAGGAGAAGUUCUCUGUUGGUCUUGCAUGCAAUGCAGAUGGGAGCGAGAAGUUUGAGCCCAUUUACAUUGGGAAGUCAAGAAGGCCAUGCUGCUUUAAAAAGCAAUCACCAGAGCAGCUUGGUAUUUAUUACCAAAAUAAUAAGAAGGCCUGGAUGAUUACUGCACUGUUUGAAGAAUGGAUGAAGCAUUUUGAUCUUAAGAUGCAAAACAAGAACCGUCAGGUCUGCCUAUUUGUAGACGGCUUCUCUGCACACAAGCUAUCAUACCAACCAACUAAUGUUCGGAUGGAGGUUUUCAAAGCAAAUAUGACUUUGUUUGUGCAGCCAUGUGAUGCAGGCAUCCACUGCUUUGAGGCUGGAUAUAGGAAGAUUUACUGCGCAAAAGCACUUGACCUUGAUGAAGCUGGCAAGAGGGACAUUUAUUCAAUCAAUUUACUUGAAGGUAUUUUGAUGGCGAAGGCUGCUUGGGAAGCUGUUACAUUGACUACUAUCCAUCACUGGUGGGAUCACAGUCAAAUUCAACUAGAUCCCUCCAUUCCAACAACUAUCCCAUACAAUGAUGUACAAGCACAUCUCAGUAAUAUUGAAGAUCAGCUAGAAAAUGCAAUUGGGGAACUCAAAUCUCGAAACUGCAUCUUUGGCAAGCCUCUGACAGUCGAUGAAUUUGUUGAUCCAGCUGCAGAGAGGUUGAUUGAUGAAGAGUUUGCACUUGAUGAUAAAGAGAUUGUUGCUGAGGUCCGAGAGUUAAUGGCUAGUGAAGAGGACAUGAUUAGUGUGGAGUCGGACAAUGAAGACGGAACACCAUCACAAUCAUGGACUGGCGCAGAGAUCAUGAGCCUGUGCUAG